This is a messenger RNA of Coniosporium apollinis CBS 100218, 729 nucleotides long. RefSeq lists its product as uncharacterized. Bases 1 to 729 code for a protein of 242 amino acids. Gene Ontology annotation, biological process: protein phosphorylation. The record is from RefSeq and is a predicted model, not a curated record. The transcript is spliced from 4 exons. Gene Ontology annotation, molecular function: protein kinase activity; ATP binding. Lineage: Eukaryota; Fungi; Ascomycota; Dothideomycetes.
AUGCUGCUUAAAGGUCUCGACUAUCUUCACGACACAUGCCGUGUUAUCCAUACCGACCUCAAGCCCGACAACAUUCUAGUUAGGCUUGAAGACAAGUCUAUACUAGAAAGAUCUGCCCUGGACGAAUUUGAGAACCCACUUCCGCAGAAGCGACGUGACGAUCGAACGAUCUAUCUGUCCCGCAACGAUUACGGACAACCGAAGUCGAUCCCGGGAAUAGUCUCAAUCACGGACUUUGGAUUCUCCACUGAGGGGAACGGUCUUCAUUAUGGUUGCAUCCAAGCCGAACCCUACCGAGCACCCGAAGUUGUUCUUGAUGCUGGCUGGACGUACAGCGCUGAUAUAUGGAGUUUGGGUGUCAUGUUAUGGGACUUGAUAGAGAACAAGGCCCUUUUCGAAGCUGUCGACCCGUUGAAAACCAAGUACGAUGACAAAGCUCAUCUUGCGCACAUCACUGCGCUCUUAGGCCCGCCGCCAAAAGAACUUCUCGCCAAGGGAAAGAGGACUUCGUUGUUUUAUGAUUUUGAAGCGAAGCUCAAGCCCCCAGUGGACAUUCCGGCAGACUUUAGUCUGGAGAAUUCCCUCAGCAAGAUCAACGGGGAGGAUAAAAGGAUGUUCCUUGACUUUGUACGCAAGAUGCUCAAAUGGCGACCAGAGGAUCGAAGCAUGGCGAAGGACCUGCUCAAGGAUCCAUGGCUGUGUGCGGACUUCCCGGAGGAAAACACGUGA